Effrenium voratum is the source of this 1146-nucleotide messenger RNA. The record is from the annotation of a GenBank genome assembly. NCBI's taxonomy places the organism in Eukaryota, Dinophyceae, Suessiales, Symbiodiniaceae.
AUGGUGGCGAAGUACCCGCAGAAGGCACUCAGCGUGGCAAAGCAGAUCCUGGGCUACCUGAAGAACACGGAUGACGUGGGCAUCAUCUACCAGAAGAGGAUGGAGCCACGGGAUGAAGAGGCAGAGUUUCCGGGUCCUCGGAGUAUGGGAACGUUGGAGAUACAGGCGGAUGUGAUGGUCAUGUAUGGAGGCGGAACCAUUGCGUGGGAAUCAACCAGGCAAGCCUUCACCACUUUGUCAACAGCAGAGGCGGAAUUGACGGGCUAUGUGCAGGCGACGGCAAUUGGAGAGGCGGUGGCAACGCUGGUGGAGUUGCUGGAAGGAUCAAAGGUCAAGAAGAUGAUCCUGGGGGACAAUGCGGCAGCAAUCAGCAUUAUCACAACGCCGGCGUGUGCAUGGCGGUCAAGGCACUUGAGAUGUCGAGCUGGAAGGUUGGCAGAGCUGAUAGAGGAGGAGGAGUGGAGAUUGAGGCAUCUGCCAGGGACUUUGUUGGCGGAUGGAUUGACCAAACCGUUGGCGAAGAUCCAGUUUGAGAAGUGCAGAGGAGGAAUGGGCUUGGAGGUGAUAGAGAGGAAGAAGGUCAAGAAGGCGUUUGGGGAAAAGGUCAUCGAGAAGGUUGGUGCAGCAGGAUGGCUCGCGGUGGAUAAGUUGAAGGCUGUCGUUGGCAUGCUGAGUCUGGUGGCAGUUGCGAAGGCCGAAGAUGGGGAGGAGCCGGAACUGGAGGGGGUGUCGCUGGAGGUCAUUCUGACGGUGAUCGCCAUCCUGGUGGUAGUGAUCUGGGAACUCACCAAGAAGGUGAACCUCUUGGGGGUCUUCAAGGGAGCCUGUGGAGGGCUGAUGAGCAUUUGCGAGGAUGUCAAGGAGGAGGAGACUCAGCCGCGGGGGAGCUCAUGCACGGCAAGAGCUGGGAAGGUGGUGCUGGGCGAAGACAAGGCUGUGCUGAAGAUUCUGUGCCUCGCCACCCACGAUGCGAGCGGACCGGAAGAGGUCUACGUGGAUGUGCGCGCGAAGCAGAAGCCAGAGCGAACCGACGAGGUUCUGCAGACCUGCUGCCGGGCCACGAUCGAGCUGUUGGCCAGGCACGGCCACUCCUCCAAAGUGCGCUUAGAGACGUAUGAGCCAUCGCUUCAGUUCACAGCAGAGUGA